GCCCUUUUUCCUCUCAUUUUCUGGUAGAGGAAUAAAAACAGAAUGCAAAGUCUCUCUUCUCCGCUCUUGAGCCGAUCAUCCUCUCUCUUCUUCUUCUUCCCCAACUCUCUCUCUAAAAAUCUCAGCAAUAUCUGUAACUUCUCUCGAUCCUUUCUUUCUCCUCGAACCUUCGCGGUAAUGGCCUCCAGCGACGACUUCGUCAAGGGAAGCGUCCUCCCGAACGGCGUCGCUCUCAUCACUCUCGACCGCCCCAAAGCCCUCAACGCCAUGAACAUAGACAUGGAUAUAAAAUACAAAAGUUUUCUUGAUGAAUGGGAAGCAGAUCCUAAGGUGAAAUGUGUUUUGGUUGAAAGCAGCUCACCACGUGCCUUUUCAGCAGGAAUGGAUAUUAAGGGUGUCGUUGCUGAAAUUCAGAAGGACAAAAGUGGUGAUGUGAAGCUGAUUACAACCAAAAAUCAAGUGUCAGAUAUGAUUGAGGUAUUUACUGCAGAAUAUUCUCUAAUAUGUAAAAUUUCCGAGUAUAAAAAGCCUUAUAUAUGCUUCAUGGAUGGAAUAACAAUGGGCUUUGGAAUUGGCUUAUCUGGUCAUGGUCGCUACCGGCUCAUCACUGAGAGGACCAUGCUUGCUAUGCCAGAAAAUGGGAUUGGCUUGUUUCCAGAUGUUGGGUUUUCUUAUAUUGCAGCACAAACUCCAGGGGAAGGAUCAGUUGGUGCUUAUCUUGGAUUGACUGGAAAAAGGAUUUCUACGCCUGCUGAUGCAGUGUAUGUAGGUCUUGGAACACACUACAUACCAUCUGGGAGAUUGGGUUUGUUAAAGGAGGAUCUCUUGGCUUCCAACUUUACUGAGGACCCACAUCAGGACAUCAAAACACUUUUAACGAAACACACCAGCAACACAGAGUCUGAGCCCCAGUUGAAGCUGCUUUUACCUCAAAUAGUUUCAUCGUUUGGUGGAAAUAGAUCUAUUAGUGAGACUAUAGAAGAGCUAAAAAAGCAUGAGCAGAGCACUGAUGCCUCAGUGGCAGAGUGGGCCAAGGAUGCCCUUGUGGGGCUUGGGAAAGGUGCGCCAUUUUCUCUCGUCUUAACACAGAAGUAUUUCUCUAAAGUUGCAUCUGCACACGCCAAGAGUGACAAUGAUCUAUCCAGUUUAAGUGGCGUAAUGAAGACUGAAUAUCGCAUUGCCAUAAGGUCUUCCCUUCGAAAUGAUUUUGCCGAAGGGGUCCGUGCUGUCUUGGUGGACAAGGAUCAGAACCCGAAGUGGAAGCCGGGCAGCAUCGAGGAAGUUAAUCCAACAGAGGUGGAAGCACUCUUUGAGCCACUGGCCCCAGGAAUUGAGGAACUAAAAGUCUGAACUUAAGUCGGUUUGUCACUUCUUUUGUUCGGAAAUAAUGUGUUGAUUGUAUAAACAUAGGUCUACGACCUGUAGAAAUAAGUCGGUUUUAAGGGUUUGUUUUAGCAUGGUUGUGCUGUUAAAGCACAAUUCUUUUUUGUUAAAAAAUUAUAAAACUAGUACUUGGUUAAGAAUAUCUUUGCUUUUAGAGAAAUGUAAAACUUCUAAAAAUUGCAGAUUAAGCACUUUCAAAACAA
Diospyros lotus (date-plum) is the source of this 1586-nucleotide messenger RNA. RefSeq names its product 3-hydroxyisobutyryl-CoA hydrolase-like protein 3, mitochondrial. The record is from RefSeq and is a predicted model, not a curated record. The transcript is spliced from 11 exons. Gene Ontology annotation, cellular component: cytosol. The coding region runs from base 43 to 1350 and encodes 435 amino acids. Gene Ontology annotation, molecular function: 3-hydroxyisobutyryl-CoA hydrolase activity. Gene Ontology annotation, biological process: L-valine catabolic process. NCBI's taxonomy places the organism in Eukaryota, Viridiplantae, Streptophyta, Magnoliopsida, Ericales, Ebenaceae.